ACUUGUAGUGCGCUCUGCCCAAGCGAUCUGUCCUGCCAUUCCUGGGCUCUUUACCACAUCCAGCAGACUUGAGUGUGUAUGUGGUGUGUGUUUGAGGACCAAUAAACACACACCAGACCAGUACUGCUGCUACAGCUUCAGACAGGCUACAGAACUGAUACCAGAGCUAUACUGUAGCAUUCGGUUGGUGUUCAAGACUGGGCUUUUUGGAUCUGAAGAUAUUCUCUAUCCUCCGUGUUUUGGAUUGGAAUAUAUUCUAUUUUACAGACUGCUUUUCUAGGGAGGAUAUUUAUUUAGUAUUUACUUCUUAGUUCAUUCAGGAGAGAACCAACCAACGCGGAAUAGUGUGGGUACAGGAAUAGAAGCAGGACACAGCAUGGUCCAGAGAGUAGGUGUAUGACCGUAAGGGAACAAGCUACUAGGAGCCUGGGCCUGGGAGGAGCGAUCCUACCAUUGUCCUGUCGUCCACGGGUCUCCUGAGGAGAUUCAUAGGAAAGAUUUCAACAUACAUCUUCAUCUUCAUCUGCUGGAUCGGGAAAGGAUUCUUGGGUGGCUGCAGAAGGAUUAUUUACGGAUCCUUUUAAAUCAGGGUUCCUGCGUGAUCACACUGCCAGACUACACCAGACGCCACAACCUCGAAACAAGAUGACCGCCCAAUGCAAGAACUUCCUCCUCUUCCUGACCAGAGUAGGACUACUCUUGGGUCUGGCUAACCCACUGGUGACCUCCGCCUCCUGCCCCUCGGCCUGCCGGUGUGAUGGGACCUUCAUCUACUGUAAUGAUCGAGGCCUCACCUCUAUUCCUACCGGCAUUCCGCUGGAUGCUACUGUACUCUUCCUCCAAAACAACAGGAUCAAGAGCGCCGGCAUCCCCACCGAUCUGAAGAGGCUAAGCAAUGUUGAGAAGAUCUAUCUGUACUGUAAUAAUCUGGACGAGUUCCCCCAAAACCUGCCGAUAGGAGUCAAAGAGCUGCAUCUACAGGAGAAUAAUAUUCGGAUGAUUACGCAUGCGUCGCUGGGUCAGAUCCCACUGAUCGAGGAGCUACACCUGGAUGAUAACUCCGUCUCGGCGGUUAGCAUCGAGGACGGAGCGUUCAGGGACAGCAACCACCUGAGACUACUCUUUCUGUCCAGGAACCAUCUGAGCACCAUCCCGUCCGGCCUUCCGCAGACCAUCGAGGAGCUGCGCUUCGACGACAACCGCAUCUCGUCGAUAUCGGAGGCGUCCCUCCAGGACCUGAUCAACCUAAAGAGACUCGUCCUGGACGGGAACCUGCUCAACAACCGUGGCAUCGGCGAGAUGGCCUUCAUCAACCUGAUUAAUCUCACCGAGCUGUCCCUGGUGAGAAACACCUUGACGUCUCCGCCGGCUAACUUACCGGGAACCAGUCUUGAGAAACUGCAGCUCCAAGACAACCACAUCAACCGAGUACCGGCCGGGGCUUUUGCUUUCCUCAGGCAGCUGUAUCGACUGGAUCUAUCGGGCAACAACCUGAGCAGUCUACCUCAGGGAGUGUUCGAAGACCUGGAUAACCUCACGCAGCUCCUGCUCCGUAACAACCCAUGGCAGUGUACUUGCCGGAUGAAGUGGGUGAGAGACUGGUUAAGGUCGCUGCCGACAAAGGUCAACGUUCGAGGGUUUAUGUGCCAGGGGCCAGACAAGGUGAAAGGCAUGGCUAUUAAGGAUCUGUCUACUGACUUGUUUGACUGUGGAGGCUCUGACUUGGGCAGGGGCCAGGGGGGCCCUACCUUCGAGACCAGCACCGUCUCUAACACCUUACCCCACUCACAUCCACAAUGGCCCUCCUUUGUGACUAAAAGACCAGUGGUGAAAAUGCCUGAACUGAGUAAAAACCACCGCAGUACUACGACACCAUCAGGUAGAAAGAUCAUCAGGAUCAGUGUGAAGUCAAGCAGUGCAGAGACAGUGCACAUCUCCUGGAGGGUUUCCGUACCCAUGACUGCCCUAAGGCUCAGCUGGUUAAAACUGGGCCACAACCCUUCGUUCGGUUCCAUCACGGAGACCAUCGUACAGGGGGAGAGGACGGAGUACCUCCUAACAGCUCUAGAACCGGAAUCCUCAUACAGGAUAUGCAUGGUUCCCAUGGAGACUAGCAACAUUUACCUGUCAGACGAGACGCCAGUUUGCAUAGAGACAGAAACCAGUUCUCUGAAGGCUUACAACCCCACCACGACACUGAACCGCGAGCAGGAAAAGGAGCCUUACAACAAUUCCAGUCUGCCUUUAGCCGCGAUCAUCGGAGGGGCCGUGGCUCUGUUGGCAAUGAUAAUGCUGGCGCUCGUGUGCUGGUACGUGCACAGGAAGGGUUCGCUGUUUUCCAGGAAUUGCACCUACAACAAGGGCCGACGGAGGAAGGACGAUUACGCAGAGGCGGGGACGAAGAAGGAUAACUCAAUCUUGGAGAUACGAGAGGCCUCUUUUCAGAUGAUCCCUAUACACCCCGUGCCCGUGUCCAAAGAGGAGUUUGUGAUACAUACGAUUUUCCCUCCGAAUGGAUUGAGUCUGUACAAAAGCCCGCACAGCGAGACCAGUAUUAGCAACAGGAGCUACAGAGACAGUGGAAUACCUGAUUCAGACCACUCCCAUUCAUGAUAUUGAUAACGCAGGACAUUUCAUUAUAAAUGAGUGCGUUCGUUGAUGACUUGAAACUAAGUGGCUAUAAGACUUUGUUAUAAAACACUGGAUCUAAAAGACUGAGUGGGAAAGCAAUGUUCUUCUGUACAUUUGCCCAUAUAAUUUAUAUUUAAGGACAUUUUAUGACGAAGAGGAGAACAAACGUGGUUCACAUUGCAGAUAGUAGUCCCAUCACUGAGCCACAGGUCAGUGUAUGUUGUAAUUAAAACUGCAAUUCUAUAUUUUAGGGGUUUGUAGUAAUUUGUACUGUAUUUCCUUUGGCUUAAGGUUACCUAACAACCAACUAUAAAAAACAAACUCUGUUCUACUGAGAUAUGAUGACUUGUCAACUGUGAAAGUGGGGGUUUUCAUUGCUGUGUUGAACAAUCAGACUUGUAGAAUAAAGCACAGGUCAUUCCUUUGACCCUCGUUUUGUGGCUGUUCGGUAAAAAACAAAAAGGCAAAAAAUAUGAUGAUUAAAACCAGAGCGAAGCAGCGAGACAGCAGGCGUGUUGCCUUCUUUCUCUGACGAGAGACAAGCAGAGAGUAGUCACCUACAUGUACCUAACCAGAGAGACCCAGAGGGGUGUAUCUCUUGAAACAUGGACUAGAUAUGGAGGUGUCACGCUUUACAUCUUUGCUUUGUUCAGUGUGGGGAUUCAUUUUGUUUAUCUGUUUGGAAAAAACAGAAACAGAGACAGCACAGAUAGAACAGGUGUGUGUGUGUGUGUGUGUGUGUGUGUGUGUGUGUGUGUGUGUAUGAGUGUCAGUAAGUCCUGUUGGCAACAGCACAGGGCAUAUGAAGCACACAGACCUUUAGGGGAGGAGAGGAGACCCUCUCCUAAGACAUUAACCCAGGCUGACAACCCCCCAAUAUCUCUAUCUGGCUAAACUACAAUGGAUGCCAUUCUCCAGUACCUUGUACCAUACGUCAUCCAAACGUUGCCCUCAAACAUAGCCUAGAUAUAAACACGGCAAGAAAAAAGGACAUAGAGAAAAAUUGCUUUCUUUUGAAUACAAACUGAGCGUCACAAAUUUCCUUGUUUAUGAUUAUAAUUAUGAUUUUGUAUUUUUUCCAGAUUGAAGACACUACUACUUCUAUGUUAACGCAAUUUCAAAGUUAAUUGUUCUUUACAAAGUUGCUCAGGGAUUCUUAAAAGUCGGAACUAUUGUCCCAUCUUUCAAGAAUCCCUGAACUGAAAACCAAAGUGCAUUAAAUGCUCUUUGGCCAGUCUUGUAUGUGCCUUGAUCCAAUGCUUAUUGUAUUUAGCUUUUUAAGAAAUCAGUGACUUCUUUUCAUACACACUUGAAUAUGAGAAAAUAUUGGUCAUAUUGCAGAAUAAAAGUGGAUAAAAAUA
Messenger RNA from Coregonus clupeaformis (lake whitefish), 3992 nucleotides. RefSeq names its product fibronectin leucine rich transmembrane 3 (gene flrt3). NCBI's taxonomy places the organism in Eukaryota, Metazoa, Chordata, Actinopteri, Salmoniformes, Salmonidae. The transcript is spliced from 4 exons. Gene Ontology annotation, molecular function: protein binding. The record is from RefSeq and is a predicted model, not a curated record. Bases 646 to 2613 code for a protein of 655 amino acids.